AUGGAUUGCAAUAACAUCAACGAAUUGCCGGAUUAUUUGCUAACUCAGAUACUCUCUUACCUUCCCACCAAAGAUUCAGUCAGGACAAGCGUUUUGUCUAAGAGAUGGGAACGUCUCUGGCUUAUGGUUCCUGUAAUUGACUUAAAUGUCAAUAAUUUCCCACUUAAUGGACAAGCCUUUGCUAGCUUCAUUGAUAAGCUUCUGGAGUUUAAUGCUUCAGAGAACCUAUCAAUUAACCACAAGUCAAGACUACAAAAGUUCAAGAUAAAAUAUAACGAAUUCAUUAACUAUGGUGAUCGAUUGGGGGAGUUGCUAGGGACCAUGGUUGAUCGCAAAGUUAAACAUUUAGAUGUUGAGGCUGAUAUGAUGCCAAGUAUAAGAGAUUUCAUGCCUCACGACAUUUAUAAAAGCAAGACAUUGGUGUUUUUAAAGCUUGUAAGGGUAGGGCUUGUAAAUCCAAGGUUGGUUGUUUCUCUACCUUGUCUGAAGACCAUGCAUUUGGAAAACAAUUUUUAUUGUGUGGAUGGUCCUUUGGUUGUGGAGAACCUCAUCUCAGACUGUCCUGUUCUUGAAGAUCUUACAUUUGUUAGAACUAUUGAUCGUAUCAAUGUAGAGUUUCUGGUGUUUCUUCGUGUGAGAUCUAGGAGUCUGAAAAGGUUUCGUUACACCUUUGCGAACGAUAGGGGUGGUACUGAUUUCUCUGUUGAGAUCGAUGCUCCACGGCUCGAGUUUAUGAGUUUUAAAGAUAAUCAAUCUGAUAGGAUUGUGGUAAACAAUCUGAGUUCUUUGCUCACGAUCGAUAUGGAUACUAAAUUCGAUGUAGAGAUUGGUAGCAGUCAUUUGAAACUAGGGAGCUUCAACAAGAGAAAUACUAUCCGUCAUUUUCUCACCGGUAUUUCUAGUGUAAGGCAUAUGAUCAUCUCUAAGCGUACUAUGGAGGUUCUUGAUCGUUACUUGAAACUUGCACCGCUUCCCCAGUUCGGUAACUUAUAUCGUUUGCAGGCUGCGUUCCCCAACUCAUUGUUACAUCUAUUGGUCUUUCUUGAGAACUUCCAAAAUCUUAAGAGCCUCAUCUUGGAGCUUUCCGUUUCGACGCAUCCAGUUCAGAUUAAACUGAGAUAUGUGCCUCAUUGUUUGUCGUCGACUCUUGAACGUGUUGAGAUUAAAGGAAUGAUUAUAGAGGAAGAGACUGGGAAGACACUAGCGGGGUACUUUCUUGAGAAUUCAAGAGUUCUAAAGAAACUCGUUCUGUGUUUUAGUGAUUCCCCUACAACCAAGCAGGCUACAGAUAUCUCCAAGGAGCUUCAUACAUUCGUCAAGUGUUCUCGCAAAUGUCAGAUUAUUAGUCAUUGAUUAUGUCACUGAAGAACAGUGUUUUUAUUUUAAAGUUAAGCCUAGAAUUUAUUGACAUUAAACUUGAUUACUCUAUGAAUCCCUGAGUGCGUUUGUAUAUUGAUUAAUUACUCUAGGCUUUAUGGUAUGCUUUA
Molecule: messenger RNA, 1487 nt
Organism: Camelina sativa (false flax)
Lineage: Eukaryota; Viridiplantae; Streptophyta; Magnoliopsida; Brassicales; Brassicaceae
Product: F-box/FBD/LRR-repeat protein At2g26030-like
Molecular function (GO): protein binding
Source: RefSeq, a predicted model, not a curated record